AUGAGUGAGGAUAUACCGCCAAAAGAAACUACUCAGGAAGAAAACAAUAAUCAUGAAGAGAAUCAGAAUGUUGCAGAAGAAGUAGCAACCAGCCAGCAACCAGCUCCAGCUCCAGCUCCAGCAGAAGAAGAAGAACUAGAAACAGAGAAAGUUGAACCAAUUGAAGAAGAUAAAGAGGAAUUACCACAUCAAGAAACAAACGUACCAGAGGUGGGUAAUGACCUGGUUCAAGAGGAUCCACAUACUUCGUUUCUACAACCUCCUUCCGAUAAACAACAAUUUGCUACACCAUCUAAAGAUUUGCCAGCAUUAAAAGAUAUCGAAACCAUAACAACUCCAAAAACAUUUGAUGUAGCUAAAGAUGACGAUAUUGAUGAUGAUGCAACAAAGGGGUUAGCUGAUAUUGUUGCAAGUUCUCCAAUAAAACAUAAUGUUUUGGCUGAACUUCAACAACACGAAGAAUCUCUCAAUGAAGAUACAUUAAGAAUCAUAUCAGGAUACUUGUCAUUGGAUGAAUCUAGUAUCAAGUCUAUUGGUGAUGCAAAUGUUCUUCACGCAUUAGUGUCGAAAUCUGCUGAAUUCCAAAAUAUAUCUUCCGAAAAUGAAUUUCUCAAGUUGAAAAUGGAACAAAAUGCUCAAAGCAUUAGUAAACAAUUACAAGAAUUACAACAAAAGUAUUCAAAUGCUGAUAAUUUAUCAACGUCUUUACAAGAAUCGAAGGAUAAAUUAGAAUAUGAGAAUAAACGUCAAACUGAAAAGAUUCAAGAAUUGGAAGCUGCUAAUGAUCGUAUUCAAAGAGAACUUGCCGAUCUUAAACAAUCAGAAAUUGUUAAAGAUGAAGAACUCAACAAGUUUAGAGAAGGCCAAACUCAUCAAUUAUUGGAAUUUGAACAACAAAUCAAUCAACUUUCUUCAACUAAUGUUACUCAAAGCAAAAAAUUGAAUGAAUUGACAAAAGAAAUCAAUGAAACUAGAAAUGAUAAAUUUUCAUUGCAAUUGGAAUUGACAAAAUCACAAAAUGAAGCUUCAUAUCUUAGAGAUCAAAAGGAUUGGUAUGAUAAUGAAUUGAAAUCUGCUCAAGCCAGAUUCACCGAGUUGAUUAAAAAACAUGAAUCUGAAUUCUUGGGAACCAGCACCAAAGUUUCUAAUUUAACUGCAAAGAAUGAAACACUUGAGACAUUAAAUAAACAACAUGAAGCAACAAUUGCUUCUCUCAAGUCCAAAUUGGAGCAACAGAUUACCAAGGCUUCUAAAACUGAAACUGAGUUUGAAUUGGAGAAAUCACGUUUCCUUAAAGAGAUUGAUUCUAAACAGGAAUUGAUCGAGUUAACUAAACUUCAAGCUCAACAAAGGGCCACCAGAAUUGAACAAUUGGAAUCAUAUAGUGAAGAAAUCAAGCAAUCCAUGUCUGAAACUAUCACUUCUCUUGAAACAGCAUUGUCAGAGAAAAAUGAAAAAUUAUUAGAAACACAAGAAAGAUUAAAGAGAACUGAAGAGGCAUUAGACGCUGAAUUACAUAAGGAAACCGAUUUACCAAAAUUAAGUGACUCCUCGGCUAUGAUAGCUGCUAAUGGUAGUGGUAUUUCUUUAUCAACGUUAUAUUCAGAGUAUAACCAUUUGAAGAAACAAUUGGUGGUAGAAAGAUCUCAAAAACAAAAAAUGGAAAUGCAACUUGAGUCAUUUAUUAAUGAAUUGGAUGCUAGAAAGCCAGUUAUUGCCAAUUACCGUGAACAAAUUCAAUUUUAUGAAAAUUCCAUGAAAGAGAUGCUUGGUAAAGUUGAAACCAUAAGAUCAGAAAAAGGUGAAGUUGAAAAAGAUGCCAAGAGAUUAAGGUCAAGAGUAGCAGAGAAUGAAAAUGAAUUGGUCAGUAUGAAAAGAUUACUUAAAGAUUUGGGUCGUCAAUUAUGUUUCUAUUUGAUUCAUUCCAAGAUUCGUGACAAUAGUGAAAACCCAUUAACUGCAGCCGAAAAGAAAUCAAUUGAAAAAAUAUUGAGUCAAACUGGUAAUUUUGAUGAAGACAAUGAAACUGAUUCAGAUAAAUUGAUCUCGGAAAGAUUGCUUGAAUUCAAAAAUAUUAUUGAAUUACAACAAAGAAACGAAGAAUUAUUAGUUGCCAUAAGACAAUUGUCGAAAAAAUUAGAAGCUCGUGAAGAGGAAAACAACAAUUUGGAAAGUGUGGCAAUUGAAGAAGCUAAAGAUGCCAUUUUAACUUUAAAGAGUGAAUUGGAUAGUUUGAAUAUUAAAUUGGAUGCCGUGACAAAAGAACGAGAUGCCCUUCGUUCGAUAAAUGUGAAAAAUCCAACAUCUUCAAAGGAUUCAGAUUAUCUCUCACAAGCAAAUGCAGAUUUGAGAAAGAGACUUGGUGAUUCUGAACGAAUCAUUAGUGAAAUAAGAGAGCAAUCGGCAAAAUCGGUGUAUGAAUUAAAUGAAAAAAUAAGACAAAUCACUGAUAAAAAGAAUGAGUUGGCUUUACAAGUUUCUGUUUCUAGUAAAUCUACUGAAUUAGCAGAAACACGAUUAUCAAUCUCACAGAAAUCACUCAGUGAUUGUCGUGAAGAAUUGGCCCUGGUUAGAAAAGAAAUUGAAUUUUGGAGAGAACAAACCAGUAAAUUUGAAUCACAAUUGGUAUCUAAAACACAACAAUUGCAUGAAUUUGAAGAAACUCUUUCUCAAAACAAGGUAACAAUUGUUUCCUUACAACGUGAAAAAGAGUUCCAAACUUCAAUAAAUACAACUUUGGAAAGUAAAAUUGAAGCAUUGAAAAAUGAUAAAAUUAAACUUAAUGAAUUUGUAUUGAACUUACAAUCAAUGUUGAAAGAUAGAGAAGAAUCAGCAAGAGAUAUUUCUGGUAAACUUUCUGCUUCCAUUGAAAAUUAUCAAAAAUUGCAACAGAAACUUUCAGAAAAGGAAGAACGUAUAUUUAUUUUAUCGAAUCAAUCAGAAUUAUCACUCAAGGCUCAAAAUACUAAGUUGGAACAAGUUAAUGAAAUAAGUAGACAAUUACUUGAAACAAAGAACAAACUUAUAGAAAAGGAAAAUGCUGUUGAAGAGUUAAAGAGAAAAUUAGCAACAACAAGAAGAGAAUCUAUUUUACAACCUACCAUAGCUGCUGGUUCUGGUGGUGGUACUACUUCAACUGGUGCCACUUCUACCACAGAUUCAAACAAUUUUGAAAUCCAACAAUUGAAAGAAGAUUUGAGAAUUGCUGAAUCUCAAGUUGAAGAAUUAUCAAAUCUUGCCAAAGCUAGUGAGGCUACAUUAAUUGAUUCAACAAAUUCAUUUGAACAAUAUAAAACUGAUUCUGAAAGUAAAUAUCAAGCUUUACUUAAAGAGAAGGAACUUGUGGAUGAUGAAGUGAAGAGGUUGACUGAUUUAUACAAUAUAACUUCCCAAGAUUUGCAAAGUGCCAAAACCUUACAUAUUGAAGAAGUCAAUGAAUUGAAACUGAAAUUGAAUGAAUUUAAAUAUAAAGCAGAUCAAUAUGAUACUAUGGAGAAUGAUUAUCAAGAGAAAAUUGAAUCAAUUCGUCGUGAUCUUGAUGAUCAAACUAAACUUUAUAAUGAUUGUCACACCAAGUAUCAAGCUGAAUUAAACAAGACAGGUACUUUAACAGAACAUAUUAGUGCUUUGAAAACACAACUCGAAGAAAAAGGUGAACAAAUUAAUUCUUUACAAGAAGAAGUUAAAACUGUUCAAAAUUCAAUCAAAGAACAACAAGAUCAAUUAGUGACUGAAAAAUCACAAAUUGAAACUGAUCUAUCUCUUUCCAACAAUAGAAUUGCUGAAUUGAAAGAACAAAAUGAUAUAUUGUUGAAUCAAUUAGAAUUAACCAAGAAUUCACUUACUAAUGGUGGUGAUGUUUCGUCCCCUGGUGAAUCGGGUGACGAUCUUCGACAAGUUGUUAAUUAUCUUCGUCGUGAAAAAGAAAGUAGUGAUGCUAAGUUAUUAGUUGCUACUGAAGAGAAUCAAGAAUUGACAAUCAAAUUGAGACAAGUACAAAAUGAAUUAGCAACAACCAAAUCAGUAUUUAGCAGUGCUGCCCAUAUAGAUUUGGAUGCAGUUUCAAAGGAACAAAAGAAUUUAUCGGCUCAAUUAGAACAAUUGAAUCUUCUUAGAGAGAGUAAUUCAAGUUUACGUCAAGAGAAUGUGAAAUUCUCAGGGGAAAUUAAAAAGUUGAAUGAACAGAUAAUUACCCUUGGUAAUGAAUUGAAUCCGUUAAAGGAACAAAUCAAUGAAUUAACCACUAAUCUUGAAUUUGAACAACAAAAGGCUAAAUUGCUUCAUGAAGAAAAUGAAAGAAUUAAACUGGCUGCUCUUAGCACUGAUGAACAAAAAUCCGAUGCUAAUAAACAUACUAAUGAAACUAUUGCCAGAAUGCAAGAACAAAUGGAUAAAUUGAAAACUAAAGCAAAUGAAAGAAUUAGAUCUAUGAAUGAAACGAUUGCUUCCAAAGAUGAAACUAUUAAACAAUUGAAUGAAAAAGUGGAUCAAUUAAGUAAUUCUGCAAACACAAAUGAAGAUAAAUCAAAGGAACAAAUUGACCAAUUAAAUACCAAGUUAUCCAAUCUUCAAAGUGAAGUCGAGAAUUCUAAAACCGAGAAAAAUGAAUUGUUGAAAAAAUUGAGUGAACUUGAAUCUAAUUUACGUGCCGAAUUUGACAAGGAGAAACAAGAAAUUAUCAAGUCGUUGGAAUUGGCAAAACAAGCAAAUGCAUCUGAUGAAAAUUUACAAAAGAGAUAUAAGGAGCUUGAAGAAGCUUUAACAAACAGCAAGAAAGAAUUUGAAACAAAAUUAGAAGCUGAAAGGAAAAAGACCAGAGAAGAAGUUGAAAAGAAAUAUGAUAUUAAAUUGAAAAUGAUGAAUAGAAAAAUUGAAAAAUAUGAAAAGGCCAACAAUUCUUCUACCCCAACAACUCCAUUAGCAACAACUCCACAACCUAGUAUCCCGGCAAAACCCGUUUUUCCAGUUGCUAAUGCUACUCCUUCCCCACAAGUUGCUCCUACAACUUCUACAACCCCAGCUGUUAUUGCUAACAAACCAGCAGAACAACUACAACAACAACAACAACAACAUCAGCCAACCAAUAAUGCUGCAGCUACUCCCGUUAUCGGCUCCAAUAGUUCGGCAAGUGCUACCCCUCCUCCUGUUGUGUUAUCUAAUAGUGGGGUUGGUUCUUCUGCUGCUGUUCCGGAUCCUGACACUAAAACACAAUCAAAAGCACCAGUUGCAACAGCUGCUGCAUCUGCACCUGCACCUGCACCUACGGUAUCGAGACCAGUGGGGCAUCCAGGGAAUGAAUCUACUUUAAGAAUUCAUAGACCUGGUGGACAUCCAGGAUUUGAGUCCACGUUGACAGUUCAUAAACCAACUGUCACUAAUAGAAAUGAAAAUCGUAAAUUCAGUCCUGUUCCCAACCCCACUGCACAAGAUAAUUCCAAGAAAAGAACAAAUGAAGGUCAACAUCAAAGACCCCAAAUUAAAAAACCUAAAGAUAGUUAG
Candida albicans SC5314 is the source of this 5499-nucleotide messenger RNA. It is a transcript of the gene MLP1, whose product is annotated as Mlp1p. Gene Ontology annotation, cellular component: nuclear pore. The transcript has a single exon. Lineage: Eukaryota; Fungi; Ascomycota; Pichiomycetes; Serinales; Debaryomycetaceae. The record is from RefSeq and is a predicted model, not a curated record. Bases 1 to 5499 code for a protein of 1832 amino acids. Gene Ontology annotation, molecular function: structural constituent of nuclear pore. Gene Ontology annotation, biological process: protein import into nucleus; mRNA export from nucleus.